UGAAAGCGGCACAUGUGCUUGUUGUUUACAUUUCUUUAUAUUUAUACAUAUUUGUCAAGUGAUGGAUAUUAAUCUUAAAUUUAGUGGUGGAUUAGAACUGCUUUUUAAAAAUCAAAAGGACUACAGUGUUAAACUUCCUGAUUCAAAUGAAAAAUGGAUAAUGAAAUCUCUCAUAGCAUGGGUCAAAGAAAACUUGCUGCAGGAGAGGCCAGAAUUGUUCAUUCAAGGAGAAACUGUACGUCCAGGUAUACUUGUUUUAGUCAAUGACUCCGACUGGGAACUUCUGGGUGAGCUGAAUUAUGAAAUUCAGCCGGGAGAUACUAUUCUUUUCAUAUCUACUCUUCAUGGUGGUUAAUGUAUGUUAGAAAAAUUUUAAGAAUUUGUAAUGAAAUCAUAUACUUUUUAUUUGUGUUGUACAUAUUUAUUUAAAU
Molecule: messenger RNA, 431 nt
Organism: Argiope bruennichi
Lineage: Eukaryota; Metazoa; Arthropoda; Arachnida; Araneae; Araneidae
Gene: Urm1
Product: ubiquitin-related modifier 1-like
Exons: 5
Coding region: 62-355 (97 amino acids)
Biological process (GO): protein urmylation; tRNA thio-modification
Cellular component (GO): cytoplasm; nucleus
Molecular function (GO): protein tag activity
Source: RefSeq, a predicted model, not a curated record